UACACUUUGCAUCAGUGUUUAUUUGCCUUUAUUGAGUAUAUGCUGCGCGGAUGAGAGAUUUACCGUUUUUUCUGUGUGUGUGACGUACGAAAAAAAGGAAAAUUUUACAGAGAAAAAAAGUUAAUUUUUUGCAAUUAGAAAAAUUUUAUUAUUCCAAUUAGAGGAAAAUUUAUUGGAAUUAUAGAAAAUUAACGAAAUAAGUGUGUAAUAUGAAAUAAAUGUAAGCAAAAGCGAAUGAAAUAAACGAACGGAAUUGCAUUAAAAACGUUAAUACAAAGCAAUAUACAAAAAAUAAAAUGUUAGAGAUUUUUAAGUGAAUUUUAAAAGAAAAAAAAAAGAAACAAGCAAGAACAUCUGAAGAGAACAAAAACGAAAGAAAGCAACACUUCCCCAUCAUCCUCUUAGAAAAAAGGAAAGAGGAUUCCGAAGGAAUUUUGUUACAAGCAGAAUAAGUGCAAAAGUGUAGCGAUAUGCCGUUAUUUGGCAAAAAGGAUUCGGCCAAGAAAAGUAAGGCCAAGGAAAUUAAGGAAUUAAACAAAACCAUACCAAUAGAGGAUAAGUACAAUUUACAUGGCCUACUGGGUACAGGGGCAUUUUCUGAGGUACGCUUGGCGGAGAGCAAAGACGAACCUGGCAAACACUAUGCGGUAAAAAUAAUCGAUAAAAAAGCGCUGAAGGGCAAAGAGGAAUCGUUAGAAAAUGAAAUACGUGUGUUGAGAAGAUUCAGUGCCAAUCAUCAGAAUGAUAAUGCCGCUGCAACAGAUUCCACUGGUAACAACAGAUUAACACACCCAAAUAUAGUGCAACUAUAUGAAACGUAUGAAGAUAAAUCAAAAAUCUAUCUGGUCAUGGAACUAGUGACCGGAGGUGAACUAUUCGAUCGUAUUGUGGAAAAGGGUUCCUAUACCGAAAAGGAUGCCUCAGACUUGAUACGACAAAUCCUCGAAGCCGUCGACUAUAUGCACGAGCAGGGAGUGGUGCACAGAGACUUGAAGCCGGAAAAUUUACUUUUCUACAGUCCCGACGAUGAUAGCAAGAUUAUGAUAAGUGAUUUUGGUCUCUCGAAAAUGGAGGAUUCCGGUAUAAUGGCCACAGCCUGUGGCACACCCGGCUACGUGGCCCCCGAAGUGCUGGCCCAAAAGCCUUACGGCAAAGCAGUGGAUAUUUGGAGUAUAGGUGUCAUCUCGUACAUUCUCCUCUGCGGCUAUCCGCCAUUUUACGAUGAGAAUGAUGCCAAUCUAUUUGCCCAAAUCUUAAAGGGCGAAUUUGAAUUCGAUUCACCCUACUGGGAUGAAAUCAGUGAUUCGGCUAAGGAUUUCAUACGACACUUAAUGUGUGUUAAUGUUGAGAAACGUUUCAACUGCAAACAAGCGCUAGCACACCCUUGGAUCUCAGGCAAUGCAGCCGGCAAUAAAAAUAUUCACGCCACGGUUUCAGAACAACUCAAAAAGAAUUUCGCCAAAUCCCGUUGGAAGCAGGCCUACUUGGCCGCCACCGUUAUACGACAAAUGCAACGUUUGGCCAUGGGCGAGGGUAGUAAAAGUAAUUUGUUAAAGGACUCAAAAAACAACACUAGCAGUUCACAAACAACCACCGAAGGUGAUUCAACAACUAGUGCGAGUGCUGCUGGUGGAGCAGGAGGUGGAGGAGAAAGUAGUGGUAGUGCUAAGCAAACGAUUAAUGAAAAUACGACGUCGCCAUCAUCAUCAUCGAAUGCUGCUGAGUUUCAAAGUCAAAGAAUCUCAUCGCCUAGUUCUGCGGCCGCUGCAUCUUGCCUAAAUGGUAGUGAUCAGAGGAACAAAUAAAUAGUGGUAAAUGGUUUUUAAAAUGAACUAGAUUAAACUAACCCAAAAAAAUAAUUUCGAUAUGAACCAAAAAAAAAGUGAUGCAAAAGAAACAAAAAACAAAUUAGGAAAAUCAAAUCGAAUUAUUUUUUUCUUUUUUCAUAAAUUGAAUACUGCACAUUAACAAAAAAUUAAAAAAAAAUAAUAAUAAUUAUAAUUAUAUAGUCGCAUUAAGGGCUUUCAAAACGUAAAAAAUCAGAGUUAAAGAUUGUUUUUAAUUUUAAUUAAUUUUAUUGCUUAAAUUCUUUAAAUAAUUACUUAAGAUUAAUACUUUUUAUUGUGUAUUUUUUAAAUUUAAAGUUGUUAUUUUUGGAAAAUUGUUUUGCCCCGAAGAUGUUAAAACUUUUGUUGUUUUUACUAUUAGAAAAUUUCUAAUUAUUCUGAAAUUAUGUAUUACUUUUCCUAAGGGUAAAUCUGUGCUGUUUUAAAUUACAGUGUUAAGUGCGAAACAAAAUUCUUAAAAUUUCUUUUUGUCCAGUUGAAUACAUGACCAUCUAAGAGACUGACAGCCUUUCUGAUAUCUUUCUUAUAUUAUCAAAAUUGAAAAUUGUUACUUUGAAGCAAAAAUUACUUAAAUGGUCAACUUCUAAUACUAGAAGUUCUUUUUAAAAGGGUCUGAUUGAUGUUAUUUAGUUUUUGUUUCGAAGACUUUGAAAAACAGUUUCAAUUUUGAACAAAAAUCUUAUUUCCUUUUAAAAAAAUUUGAUUUUUUGUUAUUUUUAUUAAAUAUUUGAAAUGAUUCCGUAAACUCAUUAGGUAAAGUACAAAGCACUAUUUUAUAUAAAUAUUAUUUACGUUUUUUUUGGGUAAUUUUCAUAUAACAUUUAAACAAGAGUGUUUUGAUUUCAUUCUGAUUAAAACAAGUUUUCUAAUAUCAAUUCAAAGUUUGAACUUUAAAAGCAAUAAAUGAUGAAUGUUAAUAUGCUAACAAAUAGCUAGCUAUCGCAGUUUUUAUAAUACUUUAUAAACAAUAAAUAUGACUUUGAUGUCAUAUUUGUUUUGUUUCAUUAAAGUUCAAAACAAUGUUUUCGUCUAUUUGUUGAUAAUUCCUAUUAACUCGCAAAUCGAAAAUCUUCUACGACAAAAUAACAACUUUACUAGCUCAUUUUAUAUUAUUUAUCGAUAUUUUAAAAAUUUUUUUUUUUAAACGAAUUUAUUUUUUUAUACAUAUUUUAUAUUUAUAACAAUUUUAUUAUCUAAAGCUUUGCUCAUUCCCAACUUUCUACUUAGUUUGCCAGUCAACUUAAAUGUCUUAAUUAUUAAGAAAAAUCGUUUAAAAAUCCAUUAAUAUUUACAGCAAAAGUCAUAAAAUGAAUAUGAAUUAUACACAAUUUUUUUUCUUAUCACCAAGUUUAAGUGUGAUCGUGCAAAUUUUUCUAAUAUAUAAUAAUAACUAAACAAUAUUUAUAUUGUAGGUAUUUUUUUAAUAAUUUAUUAUUCAAACGAAUUUAUAUUAUUACUACUAUUUUAUGUAUUAGCUUAAUACCAUUGAUCUUUAACCCUGAUUUUCUAUGAAAAACAUUUUUAACUAUUUGCAAAUUAAAACAAAAAAAAAAAAACAAGUAUAACAAACAAAAAAAAAGUUAUAUAAAAACGUGUAACAGAAAAAAAUAAUUAAAGAGAGCAGACAGACGCAUAUUUAAUCCAUGACGAAAAGAAUUAUUAACAAUUAAACAAAA
Molecule: messenger RNA, 3523 nt
Organism: Lucilia sericata (common green bottle fly)
Lineage: Eukaryota; Metazoa; Arthropoda; Insecta; Diptera; Calliphoridae
Product: calcium/calmodulin-dependent protein kinase type 1-like
Exons: 1
Coding region: 471-1805 (444 amino acids)
Biological process (GO): protein phosphorylation
Molecular function (GO): calcium/calmodulin-dependent protein kinase activity; calmodulin binding; ATP binding
Source: RefSeq, a predicted model, not a curated record